AUGGCUAAGCCGAAACUGACACUGUACUUCGACCUACACAGCCCAUACUCGUACUUGGCAUUUUACAUAAUCAAGAAUUCCCCCGUCUUCGAAGCCUGCGACAUAACAUAUACUCCUGUUCUGCUAGUGGCAUAUAUAAAUGCGGUCGGAUUGAAGCCACCUUGGAGCAGUCCUAACAAGGUGAAUUGGAUACAUACAGACGUCGCCAGAUGGUGUCGAGAAUUCAAAAUUCCCUGGAACCAAGGCUGGCCGGCGAACUAUCCGUUCAAAGCAACCACGCUGAAGGUACAAAGGGCGCUGGUGGCAACUUCCCUUGAAUGCCCCGAUCGAUAUCCGGAUGUGAUAUGCAACCUAUAUCAUGCAUUUUGGUGUGAGAAAAAGGGUGUACAACUGCCCGAGGUCCACGAACCAAUGAUUGCCCAAGUAGUCGGCAACGAAUUGGCCGCAAAGAUCCUGGUCAGAAGCACGUCAGAGGAAGUCAAGUCCCUCCUGAAACACAACACCGAAGCCGCAAUUGCAAGUGGAUCUCCAGGUGUUCCCUGGGUCAAGGUUGUAAAUGAAGAAGGGCGGGAGGAGUUCUUCUGGGGAUUUGAUCAUCUUGGACAGGUGGUGAAAUUCCUAGGCCUUCAGAGGCUGAACGGGUCGCAUCUGUGA
Fonsecaea multimorphosa CBS 102226 is the source of this 654-nucleotide messenger RNA. RefSeq lists its product as uncharacterized. Bases 1 to 654 code for a protein of 217 amino acids. Gene Ontology annotation, molecular function: glutathione peroxidase activity; glutathione transferase activity. Gene Ontology annotation, cellular component: mitochondrion; peroxisome. Gene Ontology annotation, biological process: glutathione metabolic process. The transcript is spliced from 5 exons. The record is from RefSeq and is a predicted model, not a curated record. NCBI's taxonomy places the organism in Eukaryota, Fungi, Ascomycota, Eurotiomycetes, Chaetothyriales, Herpotrichiellaceae.